AUGAGAAAUCAAAGAUAUCCAUACAGAAAAACUACUCCUGAUAUGCGAGAAAAAAUUGUUGAUAUGGUUAACAACCAAUAUAUUCCAAUAGUUAAAGUUUCUCACCUUUUUCAUCUUGCACCCUCAACAAUUCAAAGUAUUGUAAAAAGAUUCGAUGAGGAUGAUAGGAUAGGGCAUGUGCCCUGGGGAAAACUGGCCGUUAAAGAAGUAGCUACUCAACGUGGAAAAAAUAUUACAAUAAUUGCUGCAAUGAGUGGAAAUGGAAUUAUUAAAACCUCAUACCGCUUGGGUUCAACCACUAGUAAUAAUGCGAGUAUCUACAAACAAGUUAAACAAAUAAUUAAAAAAACACCACAUGAAGUCAUAUUUUUGCCAACAUAUUUACCUUUUUUAAAUCCGAUAGAAAUGGUUUUUUCUAAGGUGAAAAAUUUGGUAGCAAAACAUCCUCUCGAUAGCCAAGAAAAAAUUCUAGAAAGAAUUGAAGAAGCGUUCAACAAGGUAACUAAACAAGAUUGUAGAUGUUGGAUUAGUCACUCUCUAUCAUAUUUUGGUAGUUGUUUAAACGAAGAAAGGAUAGGAAUGUAG
Dentiscutata heterogama is the source of this 585-nucleotide messenger RNA. NCBI's taxonomy places the organism in Eukaryota, Fungi, Glomeromycota, Glomeromycetes, Diversisporales, Gigasporaceae. The record is from the annotation of a GenBank genome assembly.